Pseudophryne corroboree (corroboree frog) is the source of this 9367-nucleotide messenger RNA. It is a transcript of the gene LDB1, whose product is annotated as LIM domain binding 1. The record is from RefSeq and is a predicted model, not a curated record. The transcript has 11 exons. Gene Ontology annotation, biological process: positive regulation of transcription by RNA polymerase II; negative regulation of transcription by RNA polymerase II; nervous system development. NCBI's taxonomy places the organism in Eukaryota, Metazoa, Chordata, Amphibia, Anura, Myobatrachidae. Gene Ontology annotation, cellular component: nucleus; transcription regulator complex. Gene Ontology annotation, molecular function: LIM domain binding. The coding region runs from base 502 to 1629 and encodes 375 amino acids.
CCUCCUCCUCCCCCCUCCCCCUGUAUUCAGGAGAGUGAGAGAGAGGAGCAGCCCUAGAGAGCCUGGAGGAGGAGGAGGAGGAGGGGGAAGGGUGCAGGGACAGGACACCUCCUGGGCCUCUUUGUGGGAGACACAGAAAAGGGGGUGGUGGUGAGAGUGAGUGGGAGACAGAGAGGGAGCAGCACACUGCCAGCCCAGGGGCCACAGCAGCACACAGCAUCCAGGAGCCAGCCUGCAGCCAUUGUCAGGGGGUGGGUGGAGAGGGGAGGACACUGGAAACAAAGAGGGAAGAGGCCAAGAAGCAGCCAGCACUCAGUCCCCCAGCCCCAGCCUGGCCGGCCCGGGCCCUAGCACACAGGCAUGUUGUAGCCGCUGCAGCCUGCUAGCUUCCCCCGGUGCAUCUGUUUCCUUUCUGCAGGGUGUUCCUCCAAGUCAUUCAAGCUGUACUCGCCAAAGGAGCCCCCCAACGGCAACGCCUUUCCCCCAUUCCACCCAGGCACAAUGCUGGAUCGAGAUGUGGGGCCUACCCCUAUGUAUCCACCAACAUACCUGGAGCCUGGGAUAGGGAGACAUACGCCGUAUGGGAACCAGACCGACUACAGAAUAUUUGAACUGAACAAACGUCUGCAAAAUUGGACAGAGGAAUGUGAUAAUCUCUGGUGGGACGCCUUCACUACAGAGUUCUUCGAAGAUGACGCCAUGUUGACCAUUACCUUCUGCUUGGAGGACGGACCAAAGAGAUACACAAUCGGACGGACGCUUAUUCCCCGGUAUUUCCGAAGCAUAUUCGAGGGUGGAGCCACAGAGCUGUACUACGUCUUGAAACACCCCAAGGAGUCAUUCCACAAUAACUUCGUCUCCCUUGACUGUGAUCAGUGCACGAUGGUCACACAACACGGGAAACCCAUGUUCACACAGGUGUGCGUAGAGGGGCGAUUAUACCUCGAGUUUAUGUUUGACGACAUGAUGAGGAUAAAAACCUGGCAUUUCAGUAUCCGGCAACAUCGAGAGCUCAUUCCCCGGAGUAUUCUCGCCAUGCAUGCCCAGGACCCCCAAAUGUUGGACCAGCUGUCAAAGAACAUCACAAGAUGUGGACUUUCAAAUUCUACGCUUAACUACCUCCGACUGUGUGUCAUUCUGGAGCCAAUGCAGGAGCUUAUGUCCCGGCACAAGACGUACAGUUUAAGCCCUCGCGAUUGCCUAAAGACUUGUCUUUUCCAGAAAUGGCAGCGGAUGGUAGCACCACCUGCGGAGCCAGCCCGACAGGCCCCCAAUAAGAGGAGGAAAAGGAAGAUGUCUGGUGGCAGCACAAUGAGCUCUGGAGGGGGCAACACAAACAACAGUAACAGUAAGAAGAAGAGUCCGGCCAGUACUUUCGCCCUCUCCAGCCAGGUACCUGAUGUAAUGGUGGUGGGCGAACCAACCCUGAUGGGAGGAGAAUUUGGGGACGAAGAUGAGCGACUGAUAACCCGCCUGGAGAACACUCAGUUUGAUGCUGCCAAUGGGAUUGAUGACGAGGACAGCUUCAAUAACUCUCCCGCACUAGGCGCCAACAGCCCAUGGAACAGCAAACCACCCUCAAGCCAAGAAAGCAAAUCUGAAAACCCAACCUCACAGGCUUCACAGUAAAGAAAAAAAAAUACAAACAAAAAUAAAUAGAUUAAAACAAAUAUAUAUAUGUGUAUAACAGGCCGAUGUGGAGGAACAAAAAAAAAAAAAAUGUUGUUUUAAAAUAAAAGACGAGAAAAAUAAAAAAAAUGAAAAAAAAAUAAAAGUUCAAACUUAUCUACCUGUAAAUUGAAAUAAAAAAAGACAUUUUAAAUUGGAACACCUUUGCUGCAGGUCAUACCUUUUUUAGGAAAGGGGUUACUGUGAGCUGGACUGAGGUACUGUGGACUAAUAACUACACAUAAAUGGGGGUCUAAGAUGUAAUUGUUCUAUGGCCCGAUCAAGUCUUCAGCCAAUCAAUAUACUAGGAACUAGUGCCAUCCAUGAGGCAUGAACAAAAUGCCUCAUGCCUCAGGAGCGUCACUGGUUCCUAGUGAAUUGAUCAGCCUCGUUCUCGCAGCUUUUUCGACCGGACUUCUCUCAAGCCUCAAAUAUAUCUUUUGUCCCAUUUUAUAAUUAUACCUAUAGGGCCCUUUUUAAGUACUAUAAGCAGAGCAAACCCUGUACCUAAAGGUAAUACCAGGCAUCCAGGGCAUAUCCUAUACAGGGCUCUCCACCAAUAUUCGCCUUUUAUAAAAGGCCUUGCCAGGGCAUUUGUGGAAUCCUCACAUUUUCAAAUAACAGAGCAGUAAAAUGAUUUGGCUAACCACAUAGUAUUUGUAUGUAGCCUGGUGGUCAGCAUGCUAUUAAAUUGUACAUAGCCUUGUUUUUAUGGACACUGGGAUAAAGGGGAACUCCACCUUCAGAGUUCUGUUGCCCAAAGUAGGGUUUUGUGUAUACAGUUGUACAUACAUAGCAAAUGUAUUGUUUUUUAGGACAGCAGAAAUCUUGUUAGGCAAUAAAGUGCUCUGUAGGGGGAGUUGACCUUUUAAAAAAAAAAAAUAAAAAAAAAUUAAAAGGUGUAUUCCACUUCUAGAAAUAUUUAAAAAAAAAAAAAAAACAUUUUAAUUUGCACAUUUCCUCCUUGCAACAUUACCAAAUACUAUGGUCUUUAUUUGCUGUAUUAUCUAGGGAGAUUUGUUUCUUAUUUUGAAUUCAACGUUCAUUCAAAGUGAACAUAUCUGCCUAGGUGGUCCAGAUGCCUUUGGUGGAAAGGGCAGGUGGGGUUUAGAAGGCUCAAAGAAGGUAUUGUAGUUGCAGGAGGGUAUAUGCAAUCCAAGAAAUCAUAUGGUCCUGCUUUCUUCAGUUACGUUUUCUUUUUUUUUUUUUUUUUUAACUGGCAGCGUAAAGUACCUAUUGUACGCUGCUAGCCAUCUUUUCUGUCAUGGCGGUGGUAUUUACUAAGUUUGUUAGGUAUUUCCUUUUUCGUUUGUUUUUCCUUUUCCAGAUCAUUGUCCACAAUCCUUACCUUAAGUCAAUAGCCGACAAUGUUGUAGUUUCAGGAUCCACAGUGCCUCAUUCCUGCUUGCGGGGUUUUUUUUUUUUUUCUAUUUUAUUUUAAUUUUAUUUUUUAUCUUUUUUUUUUCUUUCUGUUUUUGUUUUGUUUUCUUGUUUUAUUUUUAAAUAAUAUUAUUAAAAAAGUAAGUUAAAAAAAUGCUGUCCUGAUUUUGUACUAGCUUAUUCUAUAUCUCUGGGGAAUCUUGUUUUAUACAGUUCCAAAAGCUUCAAACCAAGGAAAGACUUUGCAGAAUUCCUUUGUAAUCCCUCCAAGUGGAAGAGAAGAGAAAGUGUUUCUUAUAUGUAAAACUGUGUGAUACUCUCUCUCCCUUCUCCUCACCCAGCUGUUCUCUCGCUUGGGUUUUGUGUAUCUUGUGCCUGUAUAUUUUCCGCUCCGUAGAAAGCAGUGUGUAAUUCUAGUAUUAAUGUAUUAUCAUUUAGAAAAGAUUACUUUUUUAUAUAUAUAGAGCCGAUACGAUAUUUGGGGGUGGGUUCGAGGGAUAUUCCCAUGUUCCCAUUUUUGUAGGGGUCCGGAAUAUUGAGGGAUGUACAAAAUGGGGUUGAUUUAUGGUCACCAGUUCACUGUAAUUAUGUAACUUUUACGAUCUAAUUUUAAAUUGUGUAUAGGUGCAAGACCCCCUUUUAAGGUCUUCAAAUCCCAGUGCAGAGUCAAAACAGACUUUGUUGGAAGCAAAAUAAUUAAAGGGUUAUUAUUAUGAUUAUUAUUAUUAUUAUUAUUAUUAUUAUUAUUAUUUUUCUUUUUGUCCUUUAUUUGGAAAACCUGUGCUAAAAAAAUGUCUAUUUAAUUUUUGUUUUAUUAUUAUAUAUAUAUUUUUUCACACAGACCUUCAUAUCAGCCAGACUCAGUGUGGUCCCCCCCCCCCCCCCCCCCCAAAUUGGGUACCAUGCAGACCUGCUGCAUAUGCACAGAGCUAAGCCAUGUCAUAUUCAAGGGCAAAGAAAUUGGCAAGCUAGAUAUGUCAUGAUAUACAGUAUAUAAAAUCUCUUCAACUUAAACCUAAAACUUAAGAAGUUUUUUCAUGUCCAAUGAGGGCAGUUAUAUUCAUUGCUAACUACCUCCUCUCCGGCAGAGUCUCUGCAUGGUAAAACCUUUUGUUCUACAACAGCUGAACAGCCACCAGUUCUUCUGUCUUAGGGUUCUAUUGACUCCCUGUAAGUGGUGGAUGUAAAUGCACUAGACACUGGAGGACGCGAGAAUGUGCACUAAAGCAGGGCCUAUCUGCAUUGUGUCGUAAUAAUCGACCUGUUCAGUCAGUCAGUUUUCACACAUCUGGAACACAUUCAGAUUUGCAUACAAGUUCACCGGCGCACAUGGGCCUCUUGUAGAUGUUCAAUAAGUGCUGUCUAGUAUUGGAGAAGGGGGGGGGGGGGGGGGGGCAGGCAAAGGACCAUUAUAACAUUAUCUUCUAAAGAGAAUUGCCGGAUUCUAGUAAAUAAGUAUGCUGCAUUGUCAUUAUUAUAUACUGGUUCUGCCCAUAAAAUUCCCACCUGUAUUGAGAGUACAGAGGGCCUGGUUCAGGUUUGUUAGUAAAAGUUGAAAAGCACACAACUGGGCGGAACCAUGCUGUGCUGCAGGUGGGGCAGAUAAAACAUGUGCACAGAGUAAGAUCUGGAUGGGUUAUAUUGUUUCUGUGCAAAAUAAAUACUGGCUGCUUUUGCAUGUAGCCUACAAAUGUUCCACAUCUUUAUUUUAAACUGCAAUUUAGAUUUCAGUUUGAACACAACCCACCCAAAUCUAACUCUCUCUGCUCAUGUUAUAUCUGCCCCACCUGCAGUGCACAUGGUUUACCCAGCUGUGUACUUUUUGCUUUGCAAACAAACCUGAAUCAGGCCCAAUGUUCUUCCUGGGUGAUCCCAUCAUUUAUCAGUGGAGGCAAUGGGUGUAUCUGACUGAUCACCUCACACCCAGUUACGUUGUGCCCUCUCCCCCCGUGAAUGAUGGGAUAGGUGGAGCCUAGGCUCUUUCACAUGUGUCUCCCAUUCAGGGGCAAAUGUAAAAAGUUGCGGUUUGCGGCAGAUGACUUGAUGCCAUUGAGAGAUUUAAAGCAGCUCUUGAUGGAAUUGUGCCGGCUCCUGCCAAUCGCAGGCUAUUACAUUUGGGCCUCUGUGUAUGUCUAGUCCUUAUGUUUGCUAGUCCUAUUGAAGAGAUUAUGGUAGGGACACACUGAUAUAUACAAUGUUUCUGCACAAUUGUUUUGGUUUCAUUUUAAUUGGUCACUUGCACUGCGUGGUGUGUAGUCAUGAAAAGACUACUGCAUCGCCAAAAACCAUUGUUGAAAAUUAGUUCUGCCCUGUAAACGUCCAUCUUUUUACCGUGUGUGUGUGUGUGUGUGUGUGUGUGUCCAGAGUCAGGAGGUCAUCAUGAUCUCUCGUCCUGUUCCUACUUUUCUGCAGAUAGAAAUCUUCAUGUAAAGCCCUAAUGCACUUCAUGUAGUUAUGGCUGUGUGUAUGCGCAGUGCACAUGGGGGUCAUUCCGAGUUGUUCGCUCGUUAUUUUUUUCUCGCAACGGAGCGAUUAGUCGCUAAUGCGCAUGCGCAAUGUCCGCAGUGCGACUGCGCCAAGUAAAUUUGCUAUGCAGUUAGGUAUUUUACUCACGGCAUUACGAGGUUUUUUCUUCGUUCUGGUGAUCGUAAUGUGAUUGACAGGAAGUGGGUGUUUCUGGGCGGAAACUGGCCGUUUUAUGGGAGUGUGUGAAAAAACCCUGCCGUUUCUGGGAAAAACUCGGGAGUGGCUGGAGAAACGGAAGAGUGUCUGGGCGAACGCUGGGUGUGUUUGUGACGUCAAACCAGGAACGACAAGCACUGAACUGAUCGCACUGGCAGAGUAAGUCUCGAGCUACUCAGAAACUGCAGAGAAGUCUUUUCGCAAUAUUGCGAAUCUUUCGUUCGCAAUUUUGAUAAGCUAAGAUUCACUCCCAGUAGGCGGCGGCUUAGCGUGUGCAAUGCUGCUAAAAGCAGCUUGCGAGCGAACAACUCGGAAUGACCCCCAUGGUCAUUAGGUCGCCAGUCAUUAGGGUGCCCUCUAUUGGUUGACAUGCAUUAGCUCGACAGGGUCACUGAGUCGACAUGGAUAAAGGUCGACAUGCGGUUUUAACUUUUUUUUUAUUUUUUACUUUUUCAUACUUUUCGAUACACGUGGGCUAUGAUUGGGAACAGUAACUUUGCCCGAAGCAUGACGAGCAGACACGGUGCACUUAUUGGGGUUCCCCGUCACUUUACAAUGAAAAUGGCACCAAAAAAACCUAAAAAAAAACAACUAAUGUCACCCUUUUUCCAUGUCGACCUAAUUGCUGUGUCGCCCUAAUCACUGUUGACCCUAUGACCCAUACACGUAUGGGCAGGUGUUGCUCAUCCAGUCACAGUAAUUGGCUUUCUGGUCAUUUUUAACAAUCCCAUUUACUGUUUCACUUAUCUAGUUGAUCACCAAAUAAACUCCCUUCCUCAUGUUACGACAGACUUACGCAAGUGUCCAAUAUGACCUAGAAAGCUGUAUUGUAAUUUGUUUCACACGUAAAAUAAAUUGGAUCAUAUUUUCUUUAGAUUUCACUCUCUAGUGUUUCUUAGAUUUCUUGCAAGCGCUAAAUUUGACCAACUGUGAUCUUGUUGUGUUGAAUGAUGGCGACACCUUCGGUAAAACAUUUCCUUUAAUGUAAUCGCUUUCCAUUACUCACGCAGAAUUCUCUUUGUUUACACACAAAGUUGGCCAUUUGGUAAUGUUAAAUCUGACAUAAUAUUUUGAGAAGUUGAACCUGACUAUGUCACAUCCAGUACUCCCAUUAGACACCUAUGUUUAUGGUGCAAAUAUUCCAGGGGCACCUAAAUCCCUCAGUAAUGUGACAUUUAGGGAAUGCAAUCACUCUCAUUGCAUACUCUGAACUGUGCUCCAUGACCGAAGGGGCGCCCCGGCUCCCGACACCUUGCUGCUGAUUGCAAGUAAUAAACGAUAUUGCGGUGUAUCAUUCAGUCUGUACGACCAACCAACAUCUUGCCCCACCGGGUGCAAUGUUGACCGGCAUACACACUGUUCUAGUGUGUACCCAGCCUAAUUGUUCCAAUUGUCAGGUGCUGCCAGUCGCAUGCUGUCGUGAGCAGUAAUACAUUAAUAGCCUAAAGCCCCCCCCCCCCCUCUCUCUCUCUCUCUCUCUCUCUCUCUCUCUCUCUCUCUCUGCUGUCACAUGACCACCAAGGAGCUUGGUGACUGGCUCAGACUGAUAUCGGGUUCCACUUUCCUGGGACAAAGCAAAGAGAGGAAAUGUUUUUGGUUGUUUUGGUAUGUUCUCAUUUUUGCUAUGGCAAUCAUACAAAUGUCUAAAGUCAUACUUGCCCCCUCUUCCUGAAUUUCUGGUAGACUCACAUAUUUUGAGGAGAGCUUCCAGGUUCCCAGGAAAUGUUAGAAAUAUCCCAUACUCGGGUGCUUCUAUAGUGAAGUGGGCGGGGCAAACAUUGUGACCCAGUGUGCUAUGGUGAUGGUGGAAACAUGGCAAAUAGAGGCGGGAGUAUAGAGCUGCAGUUUGUGGUACCAUGUAACGUCUUCUCCCACCUGAACCUCACUCUCCACGGACCUCGCAGAGAGGGUAUUGGCAGGAGGAAAAUAAAUUGGGAUUGCACCUUUUAAUGAACUGCAUGAUACAUUUAAAUAUUUGUUUUCUGCCACUGUCCUGUUGGUCAUUUCAUACAAGAGGUGUGGGAUGCAGUCAAUACUCCAGCUAUUGGGAUCCCGGUGUUCAGGAGACGGACGCUGGAAUCCCAACACCCGCCUGGUAUGCUCACUCGGUUGGUGGGUCCACGCCACCAACCGAGUGGAAACAGAACCUUUGGCGAGCGAGGGGAUUCGCUGCCGGGAUUCCGGCAGAUGGGGUGUUGCUGUCGGUAUAGUGACAGUCAAUAUCCCUUCUGCUGGGAUAUCAUAUGUAUCCUGUGGGUGUAUACUGUAUGUACAUAGGUGUAUUCAUGUAUGUACACUAUUACUUUAGAUAUGUUUUCCCUGUACUAUUACAGUAAACCACUAGGGGGAGCACAACUACUGUACACAAUUAUAUAAACAUUCAGACAGGUAUAAUAUGUAAUAAAGGUAACCGCGUCAGCUGCUCUGACCUCCCCAAUGUGUUAUUCAUUGAUGUUGUCUUUUAAAGGUGAAUAUGUUCUUUCACGUAGGGAUGGGCGCAGUUAUAUAAGUUACCUGAAUGUGAGAAAUCUAGAAACUAUAUACAUUUUAAGGCACCAAGGUACAAGGUGCUAGUAUUAGUUCACAUAGAUUAUUAAUGUGAGUUAGCCAAAGCCGUAUUAUCCUGGGCUGUUCUACAUCUUUCUCCGCAGCGGGUGUGCUCUGAUUCUGGGCAAAACCAAUAUUCAUAACAAUGCAACCAAAUGAUUUACUAGAAUUUGGUGACCUCAUUCAUUUAUUAAAAGAGAUUUUUAUAUAGUGCAGCAAUUGGAAACAGCGAUAAGCUAAAACAGUGAAAAAAACAAGACUGGGUAAUAACACAGUCGUAGAGGUAGGAAGGCCCUGCUCACAAACUUACAAUCUGCACACUGUACACCGUGUCCGAAUGCCUGAUUCUGAUUGGCUAGGCAGCAUUCUCAUGAAUAUCGAUGGGCUAAGCCUGUAUAAUGUCUGCUCCUCCAGUGUGUACAGCCACAAGUCUUCUGCAUAAAGUUCUGAUCUCCGUAAUAUCUUUCUAUGUUCUGUUAAAUGUUUUAAAUUAAACCUUUUUUUUCUAGUUUUAUUUUAAUGACUGUAUGUGUGACAUUGAUGAACCCGAGUUCCCUCUUUUGCUUGUAACAACAGCUGUUUUCCUUCUUUCCGCUCUGUCUUUCCAUAAUUGUAAACUACAGCAAUAUAUCCAUUACCCAUGUCAGGAUCCUAUGUAAAUCCCCGCUGUGGGAGGUAAUGUGAGAGACUCUUAGAGACUCUUAGAAUAUAUAUAUGUAUAUUUAAAUGUAUGCUUACUACAGAUUUUUUUUCUUUGUUAUCCGGCGGUACAAUGUAUGAGGGGAUGAGCCCCUGUCUGUUUAGGAUUUUAUUUUUCCCCCUGUUGUGAAAUGGUGACAUAUACAUGACCCUAACCCCCAUCUUCCUGUAGGGUUUGCCAACAUGUGCGGUCAUUAUGACAUUGCAUAGUUUGUGCCAUUGAGUCCUGUAUGGUACCAAUAAAACUCUAGUCCUCGGUUUCAUAAUGUUCAUUUGAAUCAUUGUACUCCAACCUCCCUCCCUGCAUUAUAAGGGCCUCUGAAUUAUUUGAGGUUCAUAUUUGGUUUCUUUAUAAAUAUUGUAUAAUAAACUCUAGAUGGGUUUCUAUGUG